CAGAGGUGGGGAAUGUUGAUUAGGAGGAAGAGAGUUAAAAUUUUAGAUAAUCCAAAGAACACGAACACUCCAUUGGGCAGUAUUCUCAGACCCAUUUCACUUAGUUGAUUUUAAUCUACUAGUAAAUCUACUUGCUUUAUUACAACGUCAAAUACACAUAAGAUUGCUAAGAUGUCGUCCACUGUUCUGUCUUUUAACAUUUUUCUCUAUAGAGAAAUGCGGGAAAAUUCUGUAGAAAAUUCACAAAAAAUUUAUAUUUCAGACUCGGCUUCUUUAACAAGUUGCUAAGUAAAUAAAUUUAAUUUAAUAAUGGAACAUAAUGAUGAGGUUAAGAUAAAUACUGUGAAACCUGGAAGAAAACGGAAAUUAGGAACGUCUGGCUCAAAAUGUCCACCAUUAGAAAAGGUAGAAAUGUCCGGUGGAAAGAGUAGAAGAAUGAUGACAAGUAUUGAACCUGCUCCACUCAGCUGUGAACCUGCGGCCCAGCAGGAAAGGGACAGCAUAGAUUACAAUAUAAGAAUAACUAUGGAUAUGGCAAACUCUGGAAGCGCUCCGAGGCGGAUUCGUGUAUAUGCAGACGGUAUCUACGAUCUAUUCCAUCAGGGGCAUGCCAGGCAGAUGAUGCAGGCUAAGAAUGUUUUCCCUAAUUCUGAAGUUUAUCUGUUGGUUGGAUGUUGUAAUGAUGAGCUAACACAUUCUAAGAAGGGUAAGACUGUUAUGACGGAUCUUGAAAGAUAUGAAGCUCUCCGCCACUGCAGAUACGUUGACGAGGUUGUAGUUGAUGCCCCCUGGACUCUAUCAGAAGAGUUCCUGGAGAAACAUAAAAUAGAUUUUGUAGCUCAUGACGAUGCACCCUACACUACCGGCAGUGAUGCGGAUGAUGUUUAUGCUCUUGUUAAGAAGAAGGGUAUGUUUGUUGCGACUCAGAGAACUGAGGGUGUAUCUACAUCUGAUAUAGUUGCUAGAAUAGUUCGAGAUUAUGAUACAUAUGUCAGGAGAAACCUUGCUAGGGGGUACUCCAGACAGGAGUUAAACCUGUCCUUCGUGAAGGGGCAGACGUACAAGCUGCAGAACAAGGUGGAUGAGUUUAAGAACGGGGUUCAUGACAGGUUUCAUAGAUGGGAGGAACAGUCCAAGGAGAUGAUCACAAACUUUCUUCAUAUGUUCGGAGGCCCCAGCUUCGACCAGAUAAUGAAUUCUGGAUUAGUUCGAGCAAUAUCACCAUCCCCCUCACCUCCAGGCUCUCCUCUACCUCCAGGCCAGCAUACAGGUCAACAGUAGGAGCCUGGAAAUCCUCGUGUUCCAGUAGAUUAGUAUAGUUUAGUACCACUAUCAGGAAAUAGAAGAGAAAACAAAAUGGCACAUCUUCUGCAACCAUCACUUCCUGGAAUCAGCUGAUAAUUAUUAGCGGACUAGGAGGAGCUAUUAUUUGUCUCCACCCUGGAACCAUUUAAUAGUUAAUAAUAUUGCAUUCAUAUUGCAUAUACAAUUUACAAUUAUCAAUAAUGUGAUUUAUAUAUUUCACAAUCACAUAACACCAGAUUACAAUUCUCACAAUUAAACAUUAUUAUUCUAUAGUUUAAGAUAUUAGCAACUAUUUUUCAGAAAUGACCAUUGAUAUGAUUAUUUUCAUUUUGAUACAUUUUUUAUUUCUUUAUUUAUUAUUUUCACUCUUGUUUUUUUAUAGUUUAUUUAAGUUUUAAAUUGAAAUAUUUAUAAAUUGGUGCGCUCUGUGAUUUUGCACCUAAGUCAUUAAACUUAAAUUAAAUAUAUAUGAAAAUAUUAACGCAUAAGCUUUGUUAUUAAGUAAAAUUUCACACGUUAUGAUGGAUUUAUCAAUUUAUCAAAAUUGUUCCUUUUAAAAACCUCACAAUAUAAACUAUUUGAAGUACUUGAUCAAAUUGUCUUCCAAAUUUAAUUAUAAUCCAGUAGAGUUAUGAACAAAUAUUCACAUUAAAUGUUUCAGAAA
This is a messenger RNA of Eurytemora carolleeae, 1969 nucleotides long. RefSeq names its product choline-phosphate cytidylyltransferase B. The record is from RefSeq and is a predicted model, not a curated record. Bases 310 to 1281 code for a protein of 323 amino acids. Gene Ontology annotation, biological process: CDP-choline pathway. Gene Ontology annotation, molecular function: choline-phosphate cytidylyltransferase activity; phosphatidylcholine binding. Lineage: Eukaryota; Metazoa; Arthropoda; Copepoda; Calanoida; Temoridae. The transcript is spliced from 11 exons.